Diceros bicornis minor is the source of this 1203-nucleotide messenger RNA. It is a transcript of the gene C1QL1, whose product is annotated as complement C1q like 1. The record is from RefSeq and is a predicted model, not a curated record. NCBI's taxonomy places the organism in Eukaryota, Metazoa, Chordata, Mammalia, Perissodactyla, Rhinocerotidae. Bases 154 to 930 code for a protein of 258 amino acids. The transcript has 2 exons. Gene Ontology annotation, molecular function: protein binding.
GCAGCCCCGCUGGACCACCCUUGAGCGCGGGCGCCCCGCCCGCGCCCCCUGCCCGCCGGCACCAUUGCCCCGACGGCGCGGCCGGGCGGCCCGGCGCUCCCUAGGCUCCGCGCCGGCCGGAAAACGCUGCUGGCUGCCGCCGCGGGCGUGGUGAUGCUGCUGGUGCUGGUGGUGCUCAUCCCCGUGCUGGUGAGCUCGGGCGGCCCGGACGGCCACUAUGAGAUGCUGGGCACCUGCCGCAUGGUGUGCGACCCCUACCCCGCGCGGGGCCCCGGCGCCGGCGCGCGGCCCGACGGCGGCGAUGCUCUGAGCGAGCAGAGCGGCGCGCCCCCGCCCUCCACGCUGGUGCAGGGCCCCCAGGGGAAGCCGGGUCGCACAGGCAAGCCGGGCCCCCCCGGGCCUCCCGGGGACCCGGGUCCUCCGGGCCCUGUGGGGCCACCCGGGGAGAAGGGUGAGCCGGGCAAGACCGGCCCUCCCGGGCUGCCAGGCGCGGGGGGCAGCGGCGCCAUCAGUACGGCCACCUACACCACCGUGCCGCGCGUGGCCUUCUACGCCGGCCUCAAGAACCCUCACGAGGGUUACGAAGUGCUCAAGUUCGACGACGUGGUCACCAACCUAGGCAACAACUACGACGCGACUAGCGGCAAGUUUACGUGCAACAUUCCCGGCACCUACUUUUUCACCUACCACGUCCUCAUGCGCGGCGGCGACGGCACCAGUAUGUGGGCGGACCUCUGCAAGAACGGCCAGGUGCGGGCCAGCGCCAUUGCCCAGGACGCAGACCAGAACUACGACUACGCCAGCAACAGCGUGAUCCUGCACCUGGACGCGGGCGACGAGGUCUUCAUCAAGCUGGACGGAGGCAAAGCGCAUGGCGGCAACAGCAACAAAUACAGCACGUUCUCGGGCUUCAUCAUCUACUCCGAUUGAGCUCCCGCCGCCCCUGCAUCCCCAUCCCCUCAGGGCUCCCUCCCCGGAGGGCAGAGGAUGACCCGUCCCCCGCCCACUCCCUCGCUGCCGGCCCUCCCCGGCUAUGACGCCCCCGGCCCGCCCUCGCCACCGCCCGGGCCGGCAGCUAGGCCCUCCCGCCGGCUCGCCGCAGAGCCGGGUCCAGCGCCCCCGUCCCGUCCCGGUCCCUGGGAAGCGGUGUUGACCGCCCCACCCCGGCCCGCACUGUAUAUUUGUACAAUAGGACUGUUUAUU